Molecule: messenger RNA, 789 nt
Organism: Rubroshorea leprosula
Lineage: Eukaryota; Viridiplantae; Streptophyta; Magnoliopsida; Malvales; Dipterocarpaceae
Source: the annotation of a GenBank genome assembly
GUAAAUUCUAGAAAAUCCAAACUUUCUCUAUCUUAAUUCAACCAUAAUCAAAUUAUUAAACUUCUUACCGUUGGAUGCUGAGCUUUAAAGCUUGAAAGACACCAAGGAGCAACAAGCUAGGAUCGAAGAAUCUAAGCAAGCUGCGCUGAAAGCCUGGGAAGAUACUAAGAAGGCAGUCGCUCAAAUCUUCUGGAAAAUGGAAUUUAUUUUAAUUAGACCAGUAUGUACGGCCAUUGAUGACAAAAAGGGAGUUCGGCAUAGGCAGCAAGCAGAGAGGGAGUUCGGCACAGGGCAGCAAGCAGAGAGGGAGUCUGGCACAGUGCAGCAAGUAGAGAGGGAGUCCGGCACAGGCAACAAGCAGAGAGGGAGUCCGUCACAGGCAGUAAGCAAAGGAGUCCGGCACAGUGCAGCAAGUAGAGAGGGAGUCUAGCACAAGCAGCAAGCAAAAAGGGAGUCCGGCACAAGCAACAAACAGAGAGGGGGUUCAGCACAGGCAACAAGUAGAGCAGAGACAAAGUUCAGCAGUCAGCAAGAUGAAUUCCAGCAGAUCUGCAGGCUGCAGCUAACAGCUUUGACAGUAGCUCUAGGAGCGUAUCUGUAACAGCUCCAGCAGCAUAUUUGUAACAGCUCCAACAGCAGAUCUGUAGUAGCAAGAAGGGGAGAGGAAGGUUGAAAGUGAGGUGAGACUUGAGAGCUUGAUUGUCUGACCAAGACCAAGAAUGAGUGAGAGGCUGUGGCUGCAUGCAUGAGUGAGGAGAAAGGGAGGGGAAAUGAAUAAGGUUAUGAAAU